CAUAAUUAUCCAAAUUGAAAAAAAAGACAACAAAACUCCCUCAACAGCAACACACACUACUAGAAUAGCAAGUACUAGAAACCAACAGCAACAUACAUCAUCGAACUCCAAAUCCCCAAUCAAGACAUAGACCCAUGGCUGCCGGAGGCAGUGGAGGCGGCGGAGCUAGAAAGUCCACCACCAAAAUCGCCACUGCCACCACAAAACGUAAAACCCAGAAACCCCAAAACAAGAGCCUCGACCAACAGAACCUCCUAGCACUCAUUUCCACCGCCACCUCCGCCACUCACUCCUUCCUCUCCCACCACGACCUCCUCCUCCUCCCUUCCCAAUCCCUCGCUCUCGAAUCUCUCCUUUCCUCCUCUUCCCUCCUCUCUCUCCUCCAACCCUCCAAACCUCUCUCUCUCCCUUCUCUUCCUUCUUCUUCAUUACCACCUCCGCCACCACAACAACAACCACAACAAUGCUGGUUCUACCGCUUCCUCUCCGCCACUUCCUCCACCGACUACGACCCUCGUUGGUCCCACUUCUUCCACAUCUCCAAACCCUCUUUCUCUCACCUCCUUUCCCUUCUCUCCCCUCUUCUCUCCACCUCUCUUCCUUCCAUCUCUCCCAGUUACGCUCUCGCCGCCACGCUUUACCGCAUGGCUCACGCCGCACCUUACAAGGCGGUGGCACGCCGGUUCGGGUUCAGUUCUGGUUCCGCAGAGGCCUGCCGGGCCUUUUACACGGUGUGUAAGGCUGUGAAUGAGAAACUAGGUGAUUUGUUUGUGUUUAAAGCUGAUAUAGAUAGAAUUAUAGUGGGUUUUGGGUGGAUUUCGUUGCCCAAUUGUUGUGGGGUUUUGGGGUUUGGGAGGUUUGGUGUUGAAGGUGAAGUGUUAGGGAAAAAUGAGUCAGUUUUGGUUCAGGCAUUGGUGGACUCUGAAGGGAGGUUCUUGGAUGUCUCAGCGGGGUGGCCAAGCACGAUGAAGGCCGAUACCAUUUUGCAACAGAGUAAGCUGUAUUUGGGAGUAGAGGAAUCGAGGGAGUUGUUGAAUGGGCCAAGGUAUGAGCUUAGUGAUGGAAAUUCGGUUCCUCAAUACAUAUUGGGUGAGUCUUGCUACCCUUUAUUGCCAUGGCUUUUGACUCCUUAUAUUAGAGCUAAUGAGGAGGAUAGUUUUGGUUCGUCAGAACGGGAAUUUAAUUCUGUGCAUAGUCGCGCUAUGGGGUUGGUUGGCACAGCAUUUGGGAGGCUUCGGGCUCGGUGGCAGCUUCUAGGGAAGCAAUGGAAGGAGGAGUGUGUUGAGUUUAUGCCGUUUGUUAUUGUUACGGGGUGUCUGCUGCAUAAUUUUCUGAUCAAGUGUAGUGAGCCGAUGCCGGAUGAAAAUGUGAGGUGCUUAAGGGAGAGGAAUCUUCCUGUUCCUGAGGGAGAGCUGGAUGAGAGUGCACAAAGGAUCAGGGAUGUGCUUGCCUCUCAUUUGAGCCGGGCGUUCUCAAAAAUGCAAGGUUCGACUUUGGUGCCUCGUUCUAUCAUUAGGUCCUGGGAAUUUUAAAUUUUUGCUGCUAUGGGAUGUGGUGUUUGUGCUAAUGGGAAGGAUGUGGGUAUUGGAAUUCUAAUUUUGGAUUCACAAGGAAGAAUUGCUGCAACUGCAACACAAAUGGGCGGUUGGUUUUUAACUAAGCAGCAUGCCAUAAUUUGUGCCUUGGUGUGAGCUCUAAGAUUUGCUAAGGAAAUGAGUUUUAGCUCAAUUGCACUUGUUAUGACAUCUUCAUCACUUAAACCGGAUUUAAUGAACAACUACAUUCUGUUUUUGGGCCACUGGACUUAUCCAGGAGUGUUCGA
Quercus robur (English oak) is the source of this 1822-nucleotide messenger RNA. Its product is annotated as protein ALP1-like. The transcript is spliced from 2 exons. Lineage: Eukaryota; Viridiplantae; Streptophyta; Magnoliopsida; Fagales; Fagaceae. Bases 135 to 1532 code for a protein of 465 amino acids. The record is from RefSeq and is a predicted model, not a curated record.